Microcebus murinus (gray mouse lemur) is the source of this 1144-nucleotide messenger RNA. RefSeq names its product RAD52 motif containing 1 (gene RDM1). The record is from RefSeq and is a predicted model, not a curated record. NCBI's taxonomy places the organism in Eukaryota, Metazoa, Chordata, Mammalia, Primates, Cheirogaleidae. Gene Ontology annotation, cellular component: nucleolus. Gene Ontology annotation, molecular function: RNA binding.
GGCGCAGUACUGCUCGAGCCUUAGCCGCACAGGCGCAGUGGCGGUAGGAUGGCGGAGUUGGUGCCUUUUGCGGUUCCCACCGAGAGUGACAAAACCUUGCUAGUGUGGGAGCUGAGCUCUGGACCCACGGCCGAGGCCUUGCAUAAUUCUCUAUUCACAGAAUUCUCCCAGUUUGGCCUUCUGUAUUCAGUUCGGGUCUUCCCAAACGCUGCAGUAGCUCGUCCUGGUUUCUAUGCCAUCAUCAAGUUUUAUUCAGCAAGGGAUGCCCAUAGAGCCCAAAAGGCAUGCGACCGGAAGCAGCUUUUUCAGAAAUCUCCAGUGAAGGUUCGUCUUGGCACCAGACAUAAAGCAGUUCAACAUCAGGCUCUUGCCCUAAACAGCUUCCAAUGUCAAGAAUUGGCAAACUACUACUUUGGUUUCAAUGGAUGGUCAAAAAGGAUCAUCAAGCUUCAGGAGCUUUCUGACCAUGAAAAAAGGGAAAAUGAAGAUAUUGUGGCACCACUUCAGAAGCAAAGCCUGAAGUUCUUCUGUGCUUUAGAGGUGCUGUUGCCAUCCUAUGCAUGCAGGAGUCCUGGAGUCGGCGUCGCAGAGGAGCCUGUGCAUGAGCUGGAGGAAGGACCAUUAGCGUUCCUUAUGAAAAGGAAGACAGCUCAGAAGUUUGCUAUUCAGAAGGCUUUGUCAGAUGCAUUCCAGAAACUACUGAUUGUGGUUUUAGAAAGUGGUAAAAUAGCUGUGGAAUACAGACCCAGUGAAGAGAUCGUAGAUGUCAGAAGUGAAGAACUACAUGAUUUAAUUCAAGUCAGUUGCAUUUCUUGGAAGCAGUCCUGCCAGGGAGAGGAAGAAUAUCUCUCAGAUUUUAGUCUGGAGGAAGACGAGUUCAGGCUGCCAAAACUGGACUAGCACUUCCGAAUACAUGGAGAGGAGAGGCCCUGUGACUUCCUUGGGAAGCUCAGCCGUCCAUACCCCAAUGGGCUGCUGGAGUUCUGGGGCCACCUGGGUCUGUGGCCCAAAUCCCUCCUCGCUAAGGCGGCAGUGGUGUUCCUGUGGGGGACAGUUGUACCUCUGCAGGGGAAGAGAGGCUUGGGCCCAGUGAUUGUGGGGAAAAGCUCGCCCGGGUGGCACGGAGCGGAUCUGGGCCUGAGCU